UUGGGCUGUGACAUGUUUCCACCAGGGGAUUUUGUGGGAUUUAGUGCAACGUUGGAUGCACUACUGAGACUUCUGCACCAUUUUUAUGUGUUUUCCUUAUUUUAUAAACAUUUUCACCAGUUUCGUAUGUUUUCACCAACAUUUAGUAUGUAAAAAAUGCGAUUCUUUGGGGGAGGGAAAAAAAUACAAUAGGGCUCGGGCCCUAAUAAGCUGCGAUGAUAAGGUGUAGCAGGUAUUUUUGUGGCAUAAUUAAGUCAAAAUCUGCACUGUCGUGUGAGAGAGACAGGUUGAUGGGAAUGAUUGACAGUGACACAGUCAGUUACACAUCGUUUGUGAGGAUGUUAAUGGCAAACGGCGUUAUGGCACCCAAAAGAAAUGAUCUAAGUGGGGAAGAAAAAGGUAAGAAGAAUAAAAUAGAGGAAGAAAAACGGCCACAGGAUAAAGGUAAGGCAUUUGUUUGUGAUGUAGGAGAGUGGUGGGAGGUGUAACACCGAGUUUUGAGCAGGUUUGUUUUUUGUCCUGCUAGCUAGCUCAUCUAGCCUCGGACGAACGUUCGUUAGCUUGCUAGCAGCUUUAGUGUUUGCUUCGUCACAUUUCUGCUGUGCUGUCUGACACGCCUCACAGCUAUGUAUGCAGAAUGUUCUCUAUAAGUUCUGCAGUUUUGUUCAGCACAUUGAUAUCUACUAGUGUACUGGAUACAGACAUGUGUCUUUACAGUUUUAAAGAUAAGUCAAGUUAAAAGUCCCAUUUUGGUACUUUUUAAUCGAAAAAAUUAUUAACUGAGAUUUAAUAGAAACUACCUUCUUCAUAGGUUCUGACCAGACUUCUGACAAUGUUGUGUUCAGGACAUCUAUGUCAUAUCAUACUGCAAAUCAGACAUUUUUACUGUACUGCAUCAACUGCUUAAAUAGCCAUACAUUAUACAAACUAAAAAGCCAAAUAAAUCAAAAGGAUAAACCAGUGAUCUAGAGGUUCAACAUGGCAUGGUUCAGAUGUGUAAUUUUGGUAACUUUCACCUCAUUUGAUAAUGGAAACACUGCAUAACAUACCGAGUUACACUGUACUGCUUGGUCUUAUUUAAUUUGUGUGUCAAGUGUCUCAUAUUCUGCAGAGAAUUCCAUGUCGAAGGUAGUCAAACACAGGUCGCACACAAGAGCUGGCGCAGAAGGUUGAGACCUUCUGUGAGUGACCUGCUCAGAAGAGUACAGGAAAGCAAAGGAAAGGAUCUUUAUUGUCGUUAUACAACAAUUGGUAUUGCACAACGAAAUGUUGAGGUCAGACGGAGGGUUGAUCAGAGCCGCUGCGACUGAGCGCACCACCUCAAGCACUUCAAGCACUUGGCUCAGAGGCGACGCUCUGCCCCUUCACUGGUCUUUGGGAAAGCACUUGGGAUGCCAUGGUCUCCUAUCAGGGAGGAGGCGUCCUGCUGGGUGUCCGUGGAACAGAGUCCGUUCGUCUUUGGACUCAGCUGUGAAAACGGAGAGCUGCUGCUGGACGAGUGCGUUCAGGUCACUGAUCACACAAAGACCCGGGAGAGACACCUCUUCCUCUUUAACAAAGCCAUCAUUUUUGCCAAACUUAAAUCGACUGCCAGCUAUCGUUUGAAGCACAGAGUGAAUCUUGAGGACAUCUGGCUUUAUGGAUUCGAAGAUGAUGCAGAGGAAGAGGAGGGAACAAUCGGAGACAUUGACCUGAGGGUGACAGUUGUUUUGGCCUGGGCUCUCUCGUUUUGUUUGGUGUGUUUUCGCUCGCCUGAGGUUAAAGAACGCUGGUUAGAUACUCUUCACAGAAAAAUUAAAGACGCAAACGCGAGAGCCGGCUGUGCCUUUUCACCUCCAGACGUCCUCAUGAAGGUGUUGAGUGGCAGCAUUGCAACUAAAACUCUAACAGGAGGUGGCAUGGAACAAGUCAUUGAGUUCCCACUCGAUGGCGACGCAAAGUUAGCUGGUCUUUCGAAAGAGUUGAAUAAUGAAGAGGAGAAGCUGACGCAUCCCACUGAAAAAAAGUGGGGCCAAGUGGUGAGGAGGUUCAGAAAGGGCUCCAGCUUCAUCUACAAAGCAAGUCGCACAGAAGCAGACACAAAGACUCAGUUGUUUGGACAGCCCCUCUGCAAGAUAUGCACAGACGAAUGCUCACUUCCCAAACCAGUCACAGAGAUGCUGGUGUUGCUGAGGAAGAGGGGACCGACCACGGAGGGAGUGUUUCGAAAACCGUGCAACAACAAGAACAUGAAGGACGUCAGAGAGCAGCUCAACAGCGGCGUGGAGGUGGACCUGGUGGGCCAGCCUGUGGUACUGCUCAUCGGGCUUCUCAAAAGUUUCCUGAAGGAACUUCCCGGCAGCCUGCUGGUGUCCGAGCUUUAUGAUAAGUGGAUUGCAGCUCUGGGCAACGAGGACGCUCAGCAGAGAGCUCUGGAAAUCAAAAAGGUCGUAGACAAGCUCCCGGUGCACAAUAAGCUCCUCCUCCAGCAUCUCGUCUGCGUCCUCCAUCACAUCCUUGAGAGCGCUGACAUCAACAAGAUGGACGCCUACAACCUGGCGGUGUGCAUCGCCCCCAGUCUGCUGCAGCUGGACAACUCUCCGCUGGUUGAGCAGAAGGACAAGAUGAUGAAGGUCACAGAGCUGACACAGGUCCUGAUCGAGCACUGUGAAAUACUUGGAGAGAAUAUCCCCAACCUGCUGGAUACUGAUGAAGACUCUCUGUCCUCCCAGCAUCAUGACUCCGCAUAUGACAGCACUGACCCCGAUGGAGACGGGGAAGCAGGAGAAGGUUCCUCUCCUACACGUGAAGAAUGUGGCUCGUCGUCCUCUCUCUGCACCACUACCACCACUUCGUGGGCGUCAGACCCCUACUUCAAAUUAAAGCCGCCAUACAACCGCCGCUGCUCCGAGCCCAUCAUCCUCAUCUCACCUAAUCUCGAGGGUAUGCACGGCGGCCAUGCCAGGAGCCACGAGGACUUCUCCAUGGAGACGAGGGACUUUGAGGAGCAGCCUCUGAGGAAGCAGAUCUCCGAUGACUCCUUCCUGCUUGAAGGGCGAGCGCGACCCAGGUCUGUCCUGUCCUAUCCACUGCCGUACACGACAGGUCAUCGGGUCAAAGACUGCUCGAGCUCUUCACUAGAGAGCACUGCCUCAAACCAGUCUGAGGGCUCAGUUUUCACCAGCUCCCCUUUGGGGUCACCGGUCUGCCCCAGGAGAGCGAACAACACAAACCAGCCUUCAGUGGCUGCAAAGUCUCAACAGGACAUUGCCCGACCGAUUGCAGAUGAGAAGAGACGUUCACAGUCCAUGAGAGUGGCCAAUAAAGUUCUCAUGAGGACCAGGAGCUUAGGGGCCUUCAGUCGGAGCAGCAUGAAGAGAGACUCGCAGAAGGAAAACUCCUUCCCUUGUGAAACGCUCCAGGAGGACUCUCAGAGUGAGGCGGACACACCCACGGAGCUUCUGCACAAGACACAACCUCUGUCGGUCAUCGAGGUGUUCAAACAGGUGGACAGCCGGCUGCCCUGCAGGCCUCCCUCGUAUGAGCAGGCGGUGCAGAAUGCGGGACUUCCCCCACAGUACGGGGCAAUGACUGUACAAGACGCCAUAGUGCGGCGGUCCCGUCCGUCCUCUGUGAAUUACGACUUGCAUCCCAGCACUCAUUGCAUUGACAGUUUCCCUCAGGACAAGAGUGUCCCUUUCCGCCAGAGAGCCAUGUCUGAGUCAGUGUCCAGAGGUCACCGCGAGGUCCUGUCACGGAGAUGCAGUCAGCCCGUGUUUGAGGAAUUCUCUUACGCUAAGGAGUCUUAUGUUUGAAUGUGUUAGUACAGGGCAGUUCAGCUCAUCGUGCCGGGGUACUUAAAUUAGCAUUGUGAUGUCAUACCAGCUCACCAAUGAAUUCCACAAAGAAGAAGAAAAAUGCGAUAUCGAGUAUUCUGUGAUCUUUCUUUCUUUCUUUCUAGCCUUUGGCUCUUUAGACAAGCUUUGUUUUAGAGGCGGCCUCCCUAACGUUGUGCGUAAAUGAUGAUUCUAGCUCCAACCUGCAGGAGCGGAGCCGCAGUGUGCUUGGUACCACAACGGUGGGGUGCCAAAUAUAUGGAUCUUUUCCACAGAUCACAGAAUCAAGUGAACCUGCAGCUCGCUAUUCUUUCCCGGCCACUUCACACGGACAUAAGAGGUUAGCGAGGCUGACAUCCUAACCUAUAGAGAUCUAAAUUUUGAAUGAUUACAUCACAUUAGGCAGCUACUUGCCACCUGCAUUCAUUUGGUACGUUUUACUGAGCAACCCUGUGUAUAUAAAUGUGUAGUUUAUUCAUUUUCCCACUGUUUUCACUUUGAAUUAAUGUGCUGUCACUGUGGUGGCACUGUCCAAGUAGUACUAUUUAGAGUACAAAUAUUAAAAUGAUAUUUUGUUUGUAUUUAGUCUGUCACAAUGAAGCUAUGAAAUCACACUUUGCUGUGGAUGAAAAUAUGCUAUUAGUUUGUUUUUUAGUGAUGUGUACAGUAUGUUUUUAUAACCCCUUCGAUGUCUCCUCUAACUACAUGAAAGCACUUUCUUUUCUGAUAAUUAACUAUGCUUUUAGAAGUCAAUUACUGUAGAUAUCUAUGACCUUUGGUGAGGUUUCUUUGGGUAAAAAUAUGUCAAUAAAAG
This is a messenger RNA of Solea senegalensis (Senegalese sole), 4629 nucleotides long. It is a transcript of the gene tagapb, whose product is annotated as T cell activation RhoGTPase activating protein b. The record is from RefSeq and is a predicted model, not a curated record. NCBI's taxonomy places the organism in Eukaryota, Metazoa, Chordata, Actinopteri, Pleuronectiformes, Soleidae. Gene Ontology annotation, molecular function: GTPase activator activity. Gene Ontology annotation, biological process: regulation of Rho protein signal transduction; signal transduction. Bases 1392 to 3794 code for a protein of 800 amino acids. The transcript is spliced from 14 exons.